ACGUACACACACACAAUACUAGUUAUUAUUCAAAUACUUGGCGGCACCACUAGAUAGCGCUCAUAGUCUCGAUAAUGAUCGAUUACAUCGAGUGUAAGAAUCGAUAGUAUUUAAAAAAUAUAAAAAAGAAAAAGAUGAAGGGAUAAAAAAAUGACAGUUACGCUCCUGGUCAUGACGCGGUCAGUGAUGCCGUAGCCAAGGCGACCGCAGUAGCAGACAACCGAAACUCCAACCAUCAGACAACAAAUAUACAAAUUUCGUCGGAGUGUAACACUCCGAUUUUUUCUUCUCUUUGGUGCCUUCACCGUCUGUGCAGUUCUGUGGAGCGACAGGCUCAUCUCUUCAGGAAUAGGGAGGCUGUGGUGGUGGUGAUACGGUGGGUGCAGAGGGAAGUGUAGCAUCAAUUGCCAUGACUACGACAGGAGCCCAGUAUGCCCUCACAGCAUCCACCGGAGCUAAUGGCAGUGGGGGUAGCUCUACUACGGUGGGGGUGGAGCCUAAACCAAGUGUUGUUGUCGUGACUACUUCCAGUUCCAGUGGUGGUGCUAACGUAGCUCAAACUCAGUCUACCAGAGGACAACAGCUAAUCACUGUUGUUACCAGUCCUGAUCCGUCAAGCCCAAGUAAUUUACAACCCAUUCAGGAUCCUCUCGAAACAGCUGCAGAUUCUUCCAAUGGCUCAACAGGUACCCCAGCACAUGUUACAGCACAAGUAGUGGUAAAUACUACUCAUUCUGGUCAGCAUACAUUUGUUGAUAGUGACGCUGCAUCCACUUCUACUGGCGCUAUUGUUAGUGGUUCUCCUCACUACAUAACUGUUACAGUAUCUGGAGAAGCAGAAGCGGUGGGGUCCGAAUCAGUAUCCCAUCCAACCUAUGUUCAAUAUGUUGAGGGGGAUGGUUCUACGUACAUACCGGCAAAUAGUCAGAUGACAUAUCCAGUAUAUGCUGUAGGAGAGGCUGGUGCAAUGUAUACGCCUGCCUCAAGUCAAUAUUAUACUCCAGCCUCAACACCAGUAACAUAUGCACAGGUCACAGCACAAGGAUCAAAUACUACUACUGGACAAUUAUUAUCUCAGGGCAAUGGCACUUACUUAAUCCAGCAAAGCGUUGUAGAUGGUGAUCCAACAACACAUACACUCAUAUCUGCUGCAGCUGCUGCUGCUCGAGCUAGUCCACAAACUGAAAAUGCGGAGGCUGUGGUUAGCGGGGGUGGCGGGGCAUACUUGAUCACUGGUAAUUCAGGAAGUGCUGCUGUUACCGUGGAAGAAGCAGCAGCUGCAGCAGCAAAUAUGACGCAUGCCACUAGGGUCUCCCAAGCCACAGUUCAUUGGCUGGUGGGAAAUUAUGAAACUGCAGAUGGUGUCUCUCUUCCAAGAUCUACACUUUACAAUCAUUACUUACGCCAUUGUUCAGAAAACAAACUAGAUCCAGUAAAUGCUGCGAGUUUUGGAAAACUAAUAAGAUCCGUGUUCUUGGGCUUAAGAACAAGGCGGUUAGGUACUCGAGGGAAUUCUAAAUAUCACUACUACGGAAUCCGGGUUAAACCCAGUUCUCCUUUGGUUAUGUUGAAUGAAGAUGGUACAUCACGUCAGCAGCAAACUACAAAUUCUCAAACUAAACGAUUUAAAUUUGUCAAUCAGAAGCCAGAUCAAGCAUAUGAAAGCAAUACACAUUCAAAUACAAAUAUUUCUUCUAAUACCUCUCCACCACAAUAUCAUCAAUAUCUUGGCGAAGCAAGUGGUGCAAUACCUGAAUUUCCAGAAAUACUUGUUGGACAUGGUUCCUCUUUACCCGAAGACUGUACAUUGGAAGAUAUAGAUACCUUUCGUAGCAUAUAUAGAGAACAUUGUGAGGCAUUUUUAGAUGCUGUCCUAAAUUUUGAAUUUCCAACUGUUGAAAGUCUUUGGAGAGAAUUUUGGCGUAGUCAAGAUAAUAAUAAUGGAGAUGAGUGUGAAGAAGAAAAAUAUUUAUCAAAGACCAAAUUAUAUCAAAUGUGUAAGUGCUCUGAAGUCCAAGAUUUUAUCAGAAAAGUAGAUUAUACAUUUUAUCAAAACUUAGUGGAAGUACUAAUGCCAAAUGUACUAAGACCAAUACCAAGUACUCUAACACAGUCUAUUCGAAAUUUUGCAAAAGGAUUAGAAUCAUGGUUAAUUUCCGCCAUGGCUGAUUGUCCCGAAGAAAUGACUCAAAUUAAGUUAACAGCCGUUUCUGCUUUUGCUCAAACAUUAAGGCGAUAUACAUCAUUAAACCAUCUCGCUCAAGCUGCACGAGCAGUACUUCAAAAUUCUAAUCAAAUAAAUCAAAUGUUAGCAGAUCUUAAUCGAGUUGAUUUUCAUAAUGUACAAGAACAGGCAUCUUGGGUAUGUCAAUGUGAUUAUGGUAUGGUGCAACGUUUGGAGGCAGAUUUUAAAGUGACAUUACAGCAACAAAAUUCAUUAGAAGAUUGGGCAAUAUGGUUAAAAAGUGUUGUAACGCAAGUACUCAAACCUUUUGAAGAGAAACCUACUUUUGCCAAAGCUGCGCGCCAAUUUCUACUCAAAUGGUCUUUCUAUAGCUCAAUGGUUAUUCGUGAUCUUACUCUUAGAAGUGCUGCCAGCUUUGGUUCUUUUCAUCUUAUUAGAUUGUUAUAUGAUGAAUAUAUGUUUUAUUUAAUUGAACAUCAAGUUGCUAUAGCUACUGGAACAACACCUAUUGCGGUAAUGGGUGAUAAAAGUCAAAAUUGUCCAAUAAUUAAUAAUUUUGGUGCAACCUCUAAUGGCGAUACAUCUAAUACAGGUCAACCUAAACGUAUUAAGUUGAGCUAACUGCGUGCCUACGCUCUUAAAUUCGUGAGUAAAAAGAUAGACGAUAAAAAGAGAUUAUACUUUAAAUUAUGGCGUGCAAUUUAAUUUAGAAUAGACGUCAUAAUCUCAUAAUCUCAUUAAAGAUGAAGAUUUUGAAGUAUUUAGCACGAAAGCAUGCAGGCCUAUUGAGACAUACUAGUCCCGCGAAUUAUUUUAUAUAAGAAUAAAUCAUAAUUUAACAGAAUGUCAGACAACUAAGAUUUUUGCAUAAUAUUCAUAUUGUAUACAAUUCAAGUAAAUUUAUUAACGAUAAGUGAUAUAGAAAUAUGUAAAGAAAUAAGAACAAAAUCUUGUCUUAUAUGAUUAUAGUGACAAGUUUAACUUAUUAUUUAAAAAAAAUGUUUAGUUUGUUAAUUUACAAAAUCUAGUCGAAACACUAAAUGAAUGGGACCAUGAAUUUAUCAUGUCCUUUUAGCAUAUGUCAAACUUGCUCGAUCCAGUUUUCUAUAAAGAAUAUAAACCUACAAUGAGAAGUAUAAAAAUAGCUUAUGAUAGAAGUUAUAUAAUAUGUCGCUAUUCAUGAAUAUUUUAAGGCAAAGAAUUAAUCUUAUUUAUUAAUGAUAUAUAAAAUUUUGUAAAAAUGAAUAAUUUUUAAAUAGCCGAUAUGAUCUGCUAUAUUGAAACAAGUAUAUCGAAUAUAUUGAAUGCAUGUUAAAUAAUUAAUUAAAACAAGUUACUUUCAAUUUAUUUUUAUUCAAAGAAAACUGAAUCAAUCAAGUUCAAUCGAGUAACUUCAAACUAUGAAAAAAAAGUGCAUGGAAAUAAAAGAUUAUGAGAAGUAGAUUAUUAUAUGGAUGAAAAUCCACUAUGCACAGUUUUUUGAGUAAUCAUCUACGAUUCACGAAAUCCGCCCUAUCGAUGGUGUUGUCAAAAUAUUCCUACAGGAAGAGGAGUAAAUUAGAUAAUUAAGAUAGUAUAAACAUACAUACAUGUUUUAGAUAUGUCCUAAUAUGCAUAUUUUUUAAUGCGAUUUAUUAAUUGUACAUCGAGCAUUAAGAUUUUGUUGAAAGAUAUCUAUUAAAACCCAUUCACAUUCUCUUGGUAUAUUUAAACGAAUAGUACAAAAUGCCGAUAAGUGUAGAUGAAACAGAGCAACGUCGUUUUAAUUUACUGAAAGAAUAGAAUGUGGUAUCAAAUGUAUAUGUAUAUAUAUUUAUAUAUACAUAUAUAUGUAUAUGUAUAUCAAUUACUUGGCUUGUAAGAAAGUACGUGUCUGUUGGACUUUGUUUAACUACAAAACGCAAUGAAAGGACACUAUUAGUGUCUACAAACAUUUUAUGCAUUUAAAUUAUUUGAAAUUAUAGUUAAGAUAAAUGUCAGUAAAUAUAUGUUUUGUAUUUGUCGACACACAAGUGUCUUUUUGCUGUAUGAUAGAAUAAUAGCUAUAAGCGAGUACAGUAAUCCCUCCAUUUACACGAAUUGACUUGAACGCUCUUGAGCUAUUAAAGCCCAGAUUUCACUACAAUACCUUAUGUGAAAACACAAAUUUGAAGAUUGUUCAAUCCAAUUUAUUUCGUAAUUGCGUAAACUUAUUUGCAGUUGUAUAGUGAACAUUUGUAAUGUAAUAAAAAAAUCGUGAGAUCAAUAAAUAAUGGCAUUAACAAGGGAUACUAUAAAAUGAUUAAGAAAAGAGCAAAAACUCUAAUAAUUUUAGAAAUCAAUUUUAAUAUUGUCGAGACAAUAUUCUAUAGUAUAUAGUUCUAUUUAUGUGGUUUUCAUUUACACGCUGUUUUCGUGCAAUCAAUUACCCGCGUAAAUGGAGGGAUUAUAGUAUUUUGAAAUUGAUGUUAUAUUUUGCUUGUUUACGUAUUAUUUUGAAGAGAUAAAUUAAGAUAAACGAACAAUUCCAAAUAUUUUCUCUAUGUAGUAUGAUUUUUAUUUUUAUCAAAUAACAGGUUUAAUCUAUACUGCUUUCAUAUAUUGGAAAAUAGAUCAUAUUUGUUAUUAUAAAUGAUAUAUUGACUUAGCAUACACAUACAAGAGGGUAUAUAAGUACAAAAAUAAUGCUUACUAUUUAUUAAGUAAUCAACAUUAUUAUUGGUAAAGUGCUUAAAAAUUUUUAAUGUAAUUUUUUUUGUUAAACCAAUGGGUCUUUGUUUUUAU
Polistes canadensis is the source of this 4948-nucleotide messenger RNA. RefSeq names its product DNA-binding protein RFX2 (gene Rfx). NCBI's taxonomy places the organism in Eukaryota, Metazoa, Arthropoda, Insecta, Hymenoptera, Vespidae. The coding region runs from base 410 to 2806 and encodes 798 amino acids. The transcript has 16 exons. Gene Ontology annotation, biological process: regulation of transcription by RNA polymerase II. The record is from RefSeq and is a predicted model, not a curated record. Gene Ontology annotation, molecular function: DNA-binding transcription factor activity, RNA polymerase II-specific; RNA polymerase II cis-regulatory region sequence-specific DNA binding.